AAGUCGUGCAUUCAGUGCCAUGCUUAGUGCUUAAACUGCAUGCCAAAGGGUUCAUAAGAAUCAUAACGCUCAUGCCUUUAAGAUUUAUGUUAUUAUUAUUAUUAUUAUUAUUAUUCCAUUAGGCCCCUUGUGUUCCCAAGCGUGCUUUGCUUAAUUCCUUGCUCCAAUUAAAGCAUUCCUGCUCUCCGCUUUCCUUAAACGUCUUUCAAAAUCUGGUCUCAAAUAUAUUGUGAUGGGCAAUGCAAUUUGUCAGUUUGCUUUGCUUGAAUGAACAAGGCCUUUCUCUCUGCCCUUCUCAUUUCACGAUCAGACAUGGUUGAGGCCUCAUGGAUACAGCUUUCUAUCUCCCAAAACAAGAAAGGGACCCAAUCCAACAGAACAAACAAACACAGCUCAAGCUCUGGUGCCGUCCAUUGUUGAAGCUCAGAAGGUGUAAUACCCAAAGCCCAUUUUCAUUUUUAGCUUUCUGGGUGUCGAAAUCAGCGAGCAGGCUGUGUUGUAGAGCCAAAGUUUCAAAUGGGUUUUGUUUCAGAAGGGUCCAAUUCGAUGGCAUGGUGGUGAACAACUCUCUCUACUGUGCUUCUCCUUGGUCUCUUGACGCUGUGAUGGAGGCUUUAAUUGAGGAAAGUGGAGUUCUGGAGGAGACAAAUGAUUUGAUUGGAGAGGAGUGUGGAGAUAGCAAUUCAAGCUCCGAUUUAUUGGUAUCAGAAACAACAGUGAAUGGAGAAGAAGAACACAGUCACAGCAGCUCUGACGAUUCAUCUUCGCUCUCUUCAAUGGGUUGGCCCGUCCCAAAAUCUGAUAAACCACAUUUGGAUGAUAGAAAACUAGAGAAACAAGGCCCAUCGCCAUCUGAGAUUAAGCUGAUGAAGGAAAGGUUUUCCAAAUUGCUGCUUGGAGAAGAUAUGUCCGGUUGUGGAAACGGGGUUUGCACAGCAAUGGCUAUUUCAAAUGCAGUUACUAAUCUAUAUGCUUCAUUGUUUGGACAACUAUGGAGACUAGAACCUCUACCUCCUCAGAAGAAAUCAAUGUGGCAACGAGAAAUGGGAUGGUUUCUUUCCAUUGCUGAUUACAUUGUCGAGUUAAAACCGUCUUGGCAGACAUUUCCUGAUGGAAGUAAGUUUGAGGUCAUGACUUCUCAACCCAGAUCAGAUCUUUACACUAAUCUUCCAGCCCUCCGCAAAUUAGAUAACAUGCUUCUCGAAAUAUUAGACAGUUUUGCGAAUACAGAGUUUUGGUAUGUUGAUCAAGGUAUCCUAACCCCAGAAGCUGACAGUUCAUCCUCCUUCCGGAGGCCCCUUCCAUGCCAAGGCGAAAAAUGGUGGCUGCCAUUGCCCCGAGUUCCUCCUGAAGGCCUUAGCGAAAAGUCAAGAAAACAGUUGCAGCAUUGCCGCAAUUGCAUGAAUCAAAUAAUAAAAGCUGUCAUGGCCACAAACGGUGUUGUUUUAGCUGAGAUGGAAGUCCCUGAAUCAUACUUGGAAACUCUUCCAAAGAAUGGAAGAUCCUGCCUCGGUGAUUUUAUCUACCGAUAUAUUACCUCAGAACAAUUUUCACCCAAAUGCCUGCUUGACUGCCUCGAUUUGUCUUCUGAACAUCAAGCACUAGAAAUUGCCAACAGAGUAGAGGCCUCAAUCUACCUGUGGCGUAGAAGAACUAAUUCGAAACCCCCAAAUAGCAUGAGCCGAUCCAAUUCAAAAUCAUCGUGGGAGAUGGUUAAAGAGCUGGUAACAGAUGUGGAGAAGAGAGAAUUGCUUGCAGAAAGAGCCGAGAGCCUCUUGCUUUGCUUGAAGCAGCGGUAUCAUGGUCUCCCUCAGACAACCUUAGACACAAGCAAAAUCCAGUGCAACGAGGAUGUUGGCAAAUCCAUUCUGGAGAGCUACUCAAGAGUUUUGGAGGGCCUCGCAUCUAAUAUCAUGGCGCGGAUAGAUGAUCUGCUUUGUGUGGAUGACUUGACAAAGCGUUCAGAUCAAUUCACGCCAAUCUCUAAGCUAGGAGGGAUUGCUCCCAAGAGUUUUGGAAAUGCAUACUCCCUGCCCAUCUUGAGCACUCAAUACAAGACGGCUUUUCACACAACUUGCUAAUGCUAGCCCUGAAAAGGGAGGAUGAUAGCUGAACGUCAGCAGCAGCAAGCUUGCCCCUCGUGGGUUAGGCGCGAAAAAGCAGCAUCUUCUAGUUGAUUCAAGAGACAGGCAACAACUGCAGCAGCUAUAUAUAAGCCUGUGAAGUUGAAAGUGUUAGCGUAUGUUAACGUAAUUAGUAUUUUAUAAUAAGGGUAUUUUAGUCUUUUAGUCUUUUGGUUAGGGUUGUAUACAUAGGGAAAUUCUAUUUGCAACCAUACUUUUUACUCUUCGUAACCUAAUUUUAAUAUUCCUAAAAUACCCAGAGAUGAAAACUCAUAUUUGCCCUUCAUUUAAAUCUUUGACGCUCAGC
Messenger RNA from Diospyros lotus (date-plum), 2430 nucleotides. Its product is annotated as rop guanine nucleotide exchange factor 7-like. Gene Ontology annotation, molecular function: guanyl-nucleotide exchange factor activity. The record is from RefSeq and is a predicted model, not a curated record. NCBI's taxonomy places the organism in Eukaryota, Viridiplantae, Streptophyta, Magnoliopsida, Ericales, Ebenaceae. The transcript has 7 exons. Bases 327 to 2081 code for a protein of 584 amino acids.